Messenger RNA from Carcharodon carcharias (great white shark), 2139 nucleotides. RefSeq lists its product as uncharacterized. The record is from RefSeq and is a predicted model, not a curated record. NCBI's taxonomy places the organism in Eukaryota, Metazoa, Chordata, Chondrichthyes, Lamniformes, Lamnidae. Gene Ontology annotation, cellular component: cytoplasm; nucleus. The coding region runs from base 126 to 1385 and encodes 419 amino acids. The transcript has 8 exons. Gene Ontology annotation, molecular function: RNA binding. Gene Ontology annotation, biological process: positive regulation of translational initiation; positive regulation of RNA splicing.
AUUGGCGAGUGUGGGCCGGGAGGAGGAGGAGCUCCGGUAAAGCUGGAAAAGCCCGACUACCAUAUAGUUAUAAACCUGUGUGAGAUCGGGAAGGCGGCGGGUGGGAGUAAGGCCGGAACCGGGCUAUGAAAGGAGUUAUUCUGGCCGCUCCUGCUGCCGCCAUGCAGGAGACCUUCGGCUGCGCCGUCACCAACCGCUUCGACCAGCUGCUGGACGACGAGUCCGACCCGUUCGAUAUCCUGCGGGAGGCCGAGGAGAAGAAGCAGAAGAAGAAAAAAGAGGAGGGAGGCCGGAAAACCAGGGCCGGGGCCGGGAGCGGGAGCGGGGCCUCCGGCAGCACCUCGGCGGCCGCCGCCUCCUCCAACGCGGCCAAAGCCGGGAGGAGGGAGUCUCAGAAAGCCCGCAAAAUCCCGGCCGGGAUUGAGGCCGGGAGCAGGCCCGGGGGAGCCGGCGGGACCGAAAAUGUCUUCGUGGGCAGCGGUGGCGGCGGCAGCCAGAGGAGAGAAGGUCCAAAGAGGGGCCCAAAAAGGGCAGAAAUGCGAGGACAAAAUGAAAACCAGGAUAUUGAGAGAAAAACAGAGAGGCCAGAGCGUAGAGUUGUAUUCCGAGAACGGCGCCCUAAUGAAACUGAAGGAGCUACUGACUUUUCAAUAGAAGCUCCAAUUGACAGAAUGGACAGGGCAUCAGUGAAAGGGCGUGGAGGUGGAAGAGGACGUGGUCGAGGACGAGGUGGCUUUCCCAGGAGUGUUGAUGGAUUUGACCUGCGAGGAAAACGCGAGUUUGAAAGGCAUAGUGGAAAUGACAAAGUGGGAUUGAAACCAGAGGACAAAAGGGGUGGAAGUGGAUCUCGAAACUGGGGAACAGUCAGAGAUGAUCUGAGAGAGACUGAGACAACUCCAGCUGAUGAGACGACUGAAAUGGAAGAGCCCCAAGAAGUGCUUGAAGGCGAUGCAGAGAAUAAACUGAAUGAAGGGGAACAUGAAGCAACAGUAGAUGAUGGUCCACACGAAAUGACUUUGGAUGAAUGGAAGGCACUUCAGGAACAGACUCGCUCUAAGAAGGAGUUCAACAUCCGCAAACCAGAUUCCAGUGUUUUGUCAAAGGCAGUUGUGAUCCAUAAGUCUAAAUAUGAGGGGGAUGAACAGAAGGAAGAAUCUGAUGAGGAGGAUCACCAUUAUUUUAGAAGAUCAGCAAAUGACAUCACUUCCAAACUGGACAUUAACUUCGGCAGUCUUACACGCCCUGGGCGAGGACGGGGUGGUGCUAGAGGUCGUGGAAGAGCCAAGCGAAUCAGUGAAACUAGGCCAGAGGUGCCAGCUGCAGAGAUGACACAGGUAAGUGCUCCCAACCCUGAUGACCCUGAGGACUUCCCAGCUCUUGCUUGAAGCCGCAUUGAAGUUUAGGAAUUGGCACCAGUCUUGAAGAAAAUAAGUUUUGGCACAUCAAAAUGAGAGGCUUUUUGCUUCAGUGUGUAACACUGACUACAAGGAGUGGUAGUUGGCUCACAACUACUGAAAUUGGACUUUCCUGUUCACCACUGGGUGUGAAUAGACCUCACUUAAAUGUGUGUGGAUGAAAGAUGGGUGGAAUAUGGCAUUACUACUGAGUUUUCAGCACCUCCCUUUGUGCUUACUUGUGUGAUAUUGGCAAAUGUCUUAAACUGCUGAAGAGAGAGGUAUAUUUGAUGUUUAAAAAAAAGCUAUAUAUUAAAAAUAUUGAAUUGUUUGCUUGAUUUGUAAUGGUUUCCUGAAAAAGCACACGGGUAAGAGAAUGCAGCCUAUAUUCUGACAGACAAGAUGGUUCUAUCAUUUGGUUAACUGUAAAUUUUGAAGUAUUGCAGGCAUGUUACAGAAAUGGCCUACUUUGGUGCCUAUCCAGCAGAAGUAGCUGCAAUUGCAACCUUGAAGCCAUUUUGAACAUUAUGUGCACAUGUCCUUGAACUUGAAGAGUUGCUUAUUAGAUCACAAAUUAAAAAACACAACCAAAAAAACUUUUUUCCCCUAGUGUCAGUUUUUGGAAGCCAUGUGUUAAAUUUGUGAAGUUUGGACUAACUUAUGUAAAGGGGAAAGAUUGCAAAAUUUGCCUUUUUGGUAAAUAUGAUUGUGAAAACUUGAUAGAAUAAAUGCAGAUUUGUUGAAA